Molecule: messenger RNA, 8522 nt
Organism: Lampris incognitus (smalleye Pacific opah)
Lineage: Eukaryota; Metazoa; Chordata; Actinopteri; Lampriformes; Lampridae
Gene: pcdh12
Product: protocadherin 12
Biological process (GO): homophilic cell-cell adhesion
Cellular component (GO): plasma membrane
Molecular function (GO): calcium ion binding
Source: RefSeq, a predicted model, not a curated record
GGAUGAGGCAGAUGAGCUGAGGGCUGCGAGCCAGCAACCUUUCGGACGGGGCGAGAGACAGAGACAGAGACAGAGAGAGAGAGAGAGAGAGGGGAUGAGAUCUUAAUGAUACGCUUCUUUUGUUGACUUCUGUCCGGACUGAAAGUUGGUUUUGUUGUUGUUGUUUUUAUUCUUGGCCUUUCCACUACACUAAGGUAACGGAAUUUAACCAGUAUUACUGUGGCUAAAUGUUUUGAGGAACUCAAAAGAUAUCCUUUUGCCGAGAGAGUACGGUCUGACGAUUUAUGACAUAUAAUCUGACUGCGGCAGGUUUUUUUUAAAGAUGUGAUUUUUUCCUCCUUUUUAACAGUUUUAAGUACUUGCUAAUGUCUAUCUAGAGAAUAGACUCUGAAGACAUUUUAAAUACAUCUUUAAAAAAAAAACGACAACAUAAAGUCCAAGAUAUGAAUACGUUUUCAUUGUGAAUUCGAGUUCAAUCUUCUCAGUUAUUAAAAUAAGCGAGUUGUAGGGAUGAGUGAUUAGUCAUCCGACAAGAGAUUAGUUUGAUACCUCUGGCCGUCAUGUUGCUGGUUCUGCUGCUGGUUCUAAGCCUUGUUUCUGAGGCCCGGUCCUCUGACCCAUCCCCGAUUACCAUCCUGUACCGGGUGUGGGAGGAGCAGCCAGCGGGCACCCGGGUCGGCCGCCUGGUGGAUGACCUGCGUCAGAGAGAUGUGGGGGGCCCACUGGAGGACUUUCACGUGGUGGAGCACGGCCAAGCGCUGCCCUUCACCGUCAGCCCCAGAGAUGGAGCUGUCUCCACUCUCAGCCAGCUGGACAGGGAGGAGCUGUGCCGAGGGUCGGACCUGUGUGAGCUGGUCUUUAGCGUCCUCUACAGGAAGGGUGGAGCCGUGCACUUCCUGCGCGUGCGUGUGGAGGUGAUGGACCUGAACGAUAACAGCCCGACUUUCCCCAGCAUUCUGCAAGAGGUGGAGAUCUCAGAGUCGGCCAGCCUGAGGAUGAGGAUCCCACUGGACAGAGCAGUGGACCCCGAUGCAGGACCCAACGGCCUCCAGACCUACUCCCUCUCUGUCAAUCAGCACUUUGCCCUGGAUGUGCGGGUUGCUCCAGGUGGCACAAAGCAGGCCGAGCUGGUGGUGAUGAAAGAGCUGGACAGGGAGCUGCAGGCGUCCUUUGAUCUCAAUCUGCUGGCCUGGGAUAAAGGGAACCCCCCCAGGUCUGGAAGCACAUUGGUGCGUGUGAACAUUUUGGACUCCAACGAUAACAGCCCCAUAUUUGAGGACAGCACUCCUACCAUUGAGCUGGCUGAAGAUACAGCCAAGGGGACAACUGUCAUUAACCUCAAGGCCACUGACCCAGACCAGGGGGCUAACGGGGAGGUGGAGUAUUCCCUCAGCAAACACGUACCCCCGGAGGUUCAGAAGCUUUUCACUGUUCACCCACAGACCGGGGCAGUGACCUUGAAAGGCCCUCUUGACUAUGAGUUAAAGCGCUCUUAUGAAGUGGACAUUCAAGCACGUGACCGUGGACCCAAUCCAAUUCCUUCUCACUGUAAACUGCACAUCAAGCUGAAGGACGUCAAUGAUAACGCGCCCCGGAUACACAUCACCUGGACUCCCCCUGAUUCCCCUGUAGCCACCAUAUUGGAGGGCUCACCAGAAGACACCUUCCUUGCCUUAGUCAUGGUGUCCGACGCAGACUCAGGAGACAACGGAAAAGUGAACGCCCACAUCCAGCAAGGAUCCGGACCAUUCCGCCUCAAACGAAUCCAUGGUGACAACUAUAUGAUCGUAACCAAUGGCAGCUUGGAUCGAGAGAAGGUUAUGCAGCAUAACAUCACUCUCCUCGCCCAGGAUUAUGGAGACCCACCCCUGUCUUGCGUUAAACAUCUAACUGUCCAUGUUCUAGAUGAGAACGACAACGCCCCCAUAUUCUCCAAGGUUCACUACAAGGCCUCAUUUACGGAGAACAAUGUGGCAGGAUACCAUGCCCUCAGGGUGGAGGCCCAUGAUGUUGACCUGGAGCUUAGUGGGAGGGUUUCCUACUCCAUACGAGAGUCCAAUGACUUAGGAACAUCCUCAUUCUCUUUCUCUAUCCAUCCAACCAGUGGUGUGGUCAGUGUCCAGCACCCUUUAGACUACGAGGAGUCCCAUGCCUACUCUUUUAUUGUGGAGGCGAUUGAUCAGGGUCAUCCUCCCCUUACCAGCACCGCCACAGUUCAGAUUGACCUCCAAGACAUCAACGACAACUACCCGGUCAUUAAGGAGCCUAAACCCAGGAAGGGUGUGGCUUCUUUAAGUGUGCCAGUCAACGCAGAUAAAGGAGAGAUUGUGACUGAACUGGGAAAUGGAGACGAGGAGGGGUCCACCACUUCACCAAUCAAUCCCUCCAUUCGGCAGGGACUCGUGGGAUUCCUGGCUACUACCAUCAAGGCUGAAGACCCAGAUUCUGGUCUGAAUGGACAGCUCAGCUUCCUCAUUACUGAUGGAAACCCACAUGGACUAUUCUGGUUGGACCACACCACGGGCCAGCUGUUUAUCAAUACCACUAAUGGCACUGAGCUGAUUGGAAAGACGUUUAAGGUGGAUGUUGCUGUAUCUGACAUGGGCAGCCCCAGCUUGGUUACCAAGAUGACACUGGAGGUGACUUUUAUCAACCUGAAAGACCACCUGAAGAACUCAUCACCUGGCAACCGGGGCCAGCUGAGCUUCACCAUGAUGAUGGCCAUCUGCCUUGGAGCCACCUGCCUCCUCUUGCUGUUGGUCAUCGCUUUGGUGACCACAUUCUGUCGCCCUGAGAAACGGGACAACCGGGCCUACAAUUGCAGACAGGCUGAGUCCACCUACACCAGCCACCCACGCCGCCCACAAAAAAACAUCCGGAAGUCCGAUAUUCAGCUAGUUCCUGUCAUCCGAGGCCGAAAGGAGGAGCCUUUAGAGGAUGAGAACGAGGCCAAGCCACUCAACCCACCUUCUCUCAUGGAUGAGGAGCCCCGCACUGACAGGCAAUACAGCAUGGCACCUUCAGUUAUGAACCCAAGUUUGCACUCCCAGGGUUACCCUGAAGGAGAUGCCACCUUACCCGUCUACCACCCCAGAGCACUUCUUAAACCCGGAAGCAUCGACCUGGAUGGCACCCUUCCUCGGACCCCUGCCACACCCUACCGGACCCUACGGAAGUCCAGGAACCCUUCAUCAUCAUCCUUGAUGUCACACAACAGCACUCUGAAACGUCAUGGUGCUGCUGAGAUCCAGAGCCGGCCAGCCAGAGAGGAGCCACUGGGUUCCGGUUCAGAAUCCCAGGCGACCCUGAGGAGACCGAAGACGUCUGAACAGACAGGGAAGCAGGACGCCGAGCACAGACAGAUGCUGAGGAAUCUGGUCCGUCUGUCCAUGGCCGCCUUUGGAGAAAACUCCAUCCAGUUGUCUUCAGCCUCCCCAGAAGUGCAGCAGAUCUCCCCUCUCUCUCUCCUCCGUCAGGGGCAGCUGCAGCCCAGACCAAACUUCCGCGGCAACAAUACUCCCAUCGCAGACGAUGUCUUUGCUGAACUCGAGGACCCGGCGUGGAUGGCCAGACUCUCCCUCCCUCUCUCCGCUGAUUACCAUGACAACGUGUUUGUCCCCGACGGUCUGCCGUCCCCUGUGCCCCGCUCCCCGGGUGCUCAGGACUCCGCCUCCUUCUCCACAUUUGGUAAGACACCGGAGAAGGACGGCCCGCUGGGCGGCACGCUGCUGUCUGAGGUCAGCACACUCUUCGAGAUGCUGAUGACGCAGAAGGCCGACGCCCAGCCCAGACCCUCCCCCGAUGUCCUCUACAGACUCUCCGCUGCGUACCGACGCUCGCUCGACCCGGACGGGGCCGGCACCGUGGCCGGAGGAGCCAGCACACCAAGGAACUCUGGGAACGCUGAGCAGAGAUCCCCUCUGGUUCCACUCGCAGGCCAUUACCACUAGAUUUUAUACAUCACUUGCAUUGCUUUUCAUAGUUUUUAAAGGGUAAUUCUGUUUUGUUUUUUGUUUUGUUUUUUUACAAUCUGGGUGUGAUUUUUUGAAGUUUUUGCCAUCGUGCAUAUUGGGUGUGAUAUCAUUUUACUCACUGGCUUCAUUUUGUAGAGUUUAUACACGGGGCCACCGCUGGACUCAGCGUUACAAUGGUGUCUUAUGGGGCAAACGAACACGAGCAUCAGACAACUUUCAACACGUCAAUUUAACCCAAUUAUCAAAAAAAAAUCACGUAUUUGGAAGUGGAAAUUGGAUUGAAUGAUUUCAUAGGCUUCCCCUGAUGUACCAAGAAAAUAAAUAAAAGCACUGCCAAAAAAAAAAUAGAAAACACUAGUUAAAUUAAAUUUACAUAUUUACAGAGCAGCAGCUUCUGUGGGAGCUGGGCCUUUUCAGCUUCCUGAGGAGGAAGAGUGUUGGGCCUUUUCAGCUUCCUGAGGAGGAAGAGUGUUGGGCCUUUUUGAUGAGGUGUGAAGUGUUGGAGGACCAUGUCAGCUGUUUUGACACAGUGACUCCAAGAAACUUUAGGUUUUGGCCAUGUCAGCCAUUUUGACACAGUGACUCCAAGAAACUUCAGGUUUUGGCCAUUGUCAGCUGUUUUGACACAGCGACUCGAAGAAACUUUGGGGUUUCUACGCUUUCCACUGCUUCUCCAUGUAUGUGGAGGGAGAGGUGAAUUCUCUCCUUUGUUCUUCUGAAGUCAAUGACCAUCUCCUUUGUCUUCGAGGUGUUAAGGACCGGGUUGUUUUCCUUACACUACUCAACCAGAUGUCCCACCUCAAGCCUGUAGACUGUCUCCUAAUUGUCUGAAAUCAGGCCCACUAUUGUGGUGUCGUCCGCAAAUUUAAUUAUGGAGUUGGAGGUGUGGACGGGGGUGCAAUCGUGGGUGAAGAGUGCGAAGAGCAUCGGGCUCAGCACACAGCUCUGGGGCUCCUGUGUUUAGGAUGAGGGUGGAGGAGGUGUGUUUACCAAUCCUGACUUGCUGUGGUCAGUCUGUGAGGAAGUUCAUGACCCAUGAGCACAGUGAGGAACCAAGGCCCAGGUUGUUCAGUUUGCUGACCAGUUUGUGGGGGAUGACAGUGUUAAAUAUGGAGCUGAAGUCCACAAAUAGCAUCCUCACAUAAUUGUUGGGUUGCUGUAAGUGCGUCAGAGCAGUGUUGAGAGCUGUUGUGAUAGUGUCCUCUGUGGAGUAGUUUGUCCGGUAGGCAAACUGGUGCUUGCCCAGAUCAAGUGGAUGAUGGUUCUGAUGUGUGAAAGCACCAGUUUCUCGAGGCGCUUCAUGACUAUGGGUGCUAGUGCCACUGGGUGAUAGUCAUUCAGACAUGUCAUAGAUGGUUUUUUGGGCACUGGGAUGUUGGUGGAGGGUUUAAGGCAUGUUGGAACAGCAGUUUUGUUGUAAUGAGAUUAGUAAUGAUUAAUAAACACUGUUUACUAAUAAUUAGUAAACAGCUCUGUAAGCUAAUUGGCGGCUGGCCACUCCAUCUGGGCCAGCCGCCUUGCUUGCAUCGAGCUUCCUCAGGGUGGUCCUCACCUGGUGGUGCUGUAAAACCAGUGUCGACUCCCCAGCACGUAGGUUGAUGAGUGGAGUAGACCCUCUUUGAGUGUCAAAACAGACAAAGAACCGGUUCAGGACAUCAGGCAGUUUGGUGUCGUCAGUGCCUUGAUUCUGUUCCACAUGCUGCGGGGGUGGUUAUUGUCAAAUUGAUCCUCAAUGCGCUGUUUGUAUUUGCGUUUUGCAUCCCUGAUGCCUGUCUUGGGUGUCCCCUGUGCUUCACUGUAGGCUUAUUUGUUACCUGACCUGAAAGCUGCAUGCCGCUCCUUGAGUGAUGCCUUUACAUUGCCGUUUAUAUUCAUGGCUUUUGGUUAGGAAUCACCUUUAUUGUCUUUUGUGUUAAUACAUUUUCUAUGCAAAGGUUUACAUAUCCUAGGACUGAUCCAGCAUAUUCCUUGAGGAGUUUUCCGUCUGCAAACAAAUCCCCGUCAGUGUUAGCAAAGCAGUCUUGCAGCAUUGAGGCGGCUUCCUCAGACCACACUUGCACUGUCCUGAUAGCUGGUUUUGUUCUGCAGAUCCUUGGUUUGUAAGCUGGGGUCAGAGUUAGGUAAAUACGGUCUGGUCCAGGGUGUCUCCUCGUCUGCUGCCCAGUGACUGCUGGGACAGACUCCAGCAUCCCCGCGACCUUGAGAGCAGGAUAAGCGGCUUGGAUAAUGGAUGGAUGGGUGUUUUAGAUGUGAAGAUGGGGUUGCUUUAAAUGCUCCAGGGAUGUUCACGUAGACUUGGUCCAGAACAUUCUGCUCUCUUGUUGGGAAAUUCACAUUUUUAGGAAAAUUGCGCAUGACCCGUUUGAGAGCCGCGUGAUUGAAGUCCCCUGCUACAGUGAUCACGGCGUCUGGGUGCGCCAUGAGUUGUUUUGUUAAUGCCGCCGUGUAGCUUCUCUGCUGCUAACGUAGCCUUAGCUUGUGGGGGCUGUAUACUGCCAUGAUUGUUAUUGUCAUGAAUUCCCCCCGGGGGAAAGGACGGUGUGCACCUUACUGUUAGGAGCUCCAAGUCUGGGCAGCAAUGUUUAUCCGCCAUGUCGGUGGCUGUGCACCAGCUGUUGUUAACACAGACACCCGGUUCUCCUCCUCCUCCUCUGCUCUUCCUGGAGGCCCUCGUCCGGUCCGCUCUGUAGACGGAGCUGCCAGCUAACUCGAUAGCAGCGUCUGGAACUUCGUAGCUCAACCGAGUCUCUGUGAUGAUCGCCACACAGUGAGGCGUAGUUCUCACUCCGAUCUCAGCCAUCUUUUUGGUAAGAGACCUGAAGUUGGCGAGGAACAGGUUCGGUAGCACGUACACCCGGCUCGCCUCCCCGCUUCUGUUUCUGCUCCCUCUGUCACCUGCGUCGUUUCUAUGGUGGAAUGGCGGGUUCAUCUCCGGGGUGGGGGUUGAAAGUUGCAUCAAUUUCUGAUGCAAACUAACUGGGCUCCAUCAUAUGUGUAAAAGGCUACUGCUUUACUGAAAGAAGAUGGAGUAACUAAGAGAUAAAAAGAAAGAAAAGAGAGAGAGAGCCGAGCCGCUGCAUCUGUACACGCCGCCAUCUUGACAGCCAGUGCUGCCAUAAUGACAGUAAAAGUUAUCACCCAAUAAGUCCAGUAUUAUUAACGGUCAUUCAAAAUGCUGAGCUAUCAUAUAAAAUCAAAUGGCCGAGUAUUCAUCUGACUAUUGAGAGGAUAAUUGGGUUAUAUUAGACUUGUCGAAACAUGUCUGGUACUCAUAUUUCAUGGCGCCGUUAGACGCUGUUGCAGAGCUGAGUCCAGUGGUGGCUCUGUGUCCAAAAUCUACAAAAUGAAGCUGGUGAGUGAAAUGAUACCCUAACCGAUAUGUACAAUGGCAAAAACUAUAAAAAUAAGACCCAGGCCGCAAAAAGAGAAAGAAAAGGAAUCGCGCUUUAAUUUGAGGCCCGUGGGUGACCGAAAAUGACGAUUAUUGUAAAUAUUGCCAGUACAGAUCUGAUUUUUGUAGGGCCCUGAAUGGAUGCAUGCAUCAGAUCAUACAACUUUCACCACGCACCGCGGUAUCAACUGAAUCCCCAACAAGCGAGUGAAGUUUUUUUCUGGGCGUCGCUGUUUUGAGAAGGUCAAAGUUGAGACCGCAAGCUAGACUCCAGGUUCAGUUCGGCACCAUAGCCGACUCCGAGCAUUCCUUACCUGGACAACAACAAGCCGUCCGGCUGCUGCGGUGAAGGACCGCGGUUAGGCGUUAAAAGCUCUGGUGCCGUCGUCUCUUCGGGGUGGUUGGGUUCAGCCGUCCAGCAGAGAAGGACCGGACGACGGAGGAAACGUUCCUUUGUCUCUCUUUAAGACAAAACAAUAACACCGAGCUCUGUUCCCGCUGAGGACUGUAAGACAUUCCUCUCACAAUGGGCCCAGUCAGCCCCUCCACCCACCCCCGGACAGAGUCUUUGAAUUAAGGCUCUGCUGGUGGUCAUUAUUUGUAUUUCCCCAGAAGUGAACCCUCCGCUUCUGCUGUUUAAAGAGCUGGACUCAUGACGGACACCCUGACACGAGACAUAAACUGUCUUCUGCUCUGACGAAGUGAUCUCUGCUUUGAGAUCAAAUCACAUAUCGACGUUGCUGUUUGGAGUGUUGAUGGGAGUACAGCUAUAACAGCUUGGUUGUGUAGAAUUUAGGUUAUCGGGGGUUUUGGGAAGAAAAUGUUCGUUUUUUGUUUUGCAUAAUGGACUGACCUAAUGUUCACCAUUGAGACGAUAUGUUGUUUUUUUUUAAAACUGUGGUAAGUUAUUGGUUUUGCUUUCGUUAUCCAAAGAUGUCGUUUUUUUGGUGAAAUUUUUUUGUUUUUUUGUUGCAACGUAUCAAACAAACAGCACUUUGUACAUAAUCUUUUAUACAUUUUAUGCAUACUUCAGCAUUUAAAAAAAAUGUUAAUUUCUCUUUUAAACUUGUAUUAAAAUGUUUAUCAAGACCACAGUUCUCCCCCGUGUGUUCAGGUUGGACGUAUGUGAAAUAUGAUCGCUGGUAUGUCCAUAAAAA